AGUGAGAGAAGGACUUAAUGCGUUUUGACAUGUUUUUGUAUUCAAAUCCUCGUCUCUGCUGGGGGAAAAAUGAAGAAGUUCAAUAUCAGAAAGGUGUUGGACGGCUUGACUGCAGUUUCUUCCUCUUCAUCCGCAUCACCUCAACCGGGAAACAGGGAAAAUGACAUUAUUCAGGAGAGCCUGCAGUCUGAGCAUUUUCAGCUCUGCAAGACAGUACGACAUGGCUUUCCCUAUCAACCCUCCUCAGUAGCUUUUGAUCCAGUUCAGAAAAUACUGGCCAUCGGGACUCAGAGUGGAGCUUUGAGACUCUUUGGCCGUGCAGGAGUGGAAUGUUACUGUCAGCACGAGAGUGGUGCGGCCGUUAUUCAGCUGCAGUUUCUCAUCAAUGAGGGGGCGCUGGUGAGCGCAUUAGCAGAUGACAGCAUUCAUCUAUGGAACCUGAGACAGAAGAUACCAGCCGUCCUCCAUUCUCUUAAAUUCAACAGGGAGAGGAUCACGUUUUGCCAUCUCCCUUUCCAGAGCAAAUGGUUGUAUGUGGGCACGGAAAGAGGAAACAUCCACAUCGUUAAUGUGGAGUCUUUUAGUCUCUCAGGCUAUGUCAUCAUGUGGAACAAAGCCAUUGAACUUUCUUCAAAGACACAUCCUGGACCUGUGGUUCAUAUCAGUGAUAACCCUAUGGACGAAGGAAAGCUUUUAAUUGGUUUCGAGUGUGGUAUUGUGGUGCUGUGGGAUUUGAAGUCAAAGAAGGCAGACUACCGUUACAACUAUGAUGAGGCGAUCCAUUCCGUGGCCUGGCAUCAUGAGGGGAAGCAGUUUGUGUGCAGUCACUCAGACGGAACACUCACAACAUGGAAUGUUCGCUCUCCCGCCAAGCCCUCGCAAAUCAUCACCCCACACGGGAAGCAGCCCAAGGAUGGAAAGAAGCCUGAACCAUGCAAGCCAAUCUUGAAAGUGGAAUACAAAACAAGCAGGGCAGGGGAACCUUUCAUGGUCCUCUCUGGAGGUUUGUCCUAUGACACGGUGGGACGGAGAGCCUGUCUGACAGUGAUGCAUGGGAAGAGCACUGCUGUGCUUGAGAUGGAUUACCCCAUCGUAGACUUCCUCACUCUGUGUGAAACGCCCUAUCCAAAUGAUUUCCAAGAGCCGUAUGCUGUUGUGGUCCUUCUGGAGAAGGAUUUAGUUGUUAUUGACCUUACACAAGUUGGGUACCCAGUUUUCGAGAAUCCUUAUCCUCUGACAAUUCAUGAGUCGCCUGUAACCUGCUGCGAGUACUUUGUUGACUGUCCAGCAGAUCUGAUCCCAGCCCUGUACUCUGUGGGCUCCAGACAGAAAAGACAAGCUUUCAGUAAAAAGGAGUGGCCUAUUAGUGGGGGGAACUGGGGCCAAGGUACUCAAAGCUACCCAGAAAUCAUUAUCACAGGACAUGCUGAUGGUUCAAUCAAAUUUUGGGACGCCUCAGCAAUAAUGCUUCAAGUCCUGUACAAGCUGAAGACGGCCAAGGUGUUUGAGAAGGCUCGCAGUAAGGAGGACAAGCCCAGCACUGAUAUAGUGGAGGAGGACCCGUUUGCCAUCCAGACCCUGUCCUGGUGCCCCGAGAGCCGCAUGCUGUGUGUGGCCGGGGUGUCCGCACACGUGCUCAUCUACAGGUUCAGCAAACAGGAGGUCACCACCGAGGUUAUUCAGCUGUUGGAGGUUCGCAUGCAAUGUGAGCUGAAUGAGGUGGACUCUCCAGAGGCCGGUGGAGAGCAGGCUUCCGCCGUGUCCACCCCAGGAGCUGCGUCCAGCCCUCAGUCCAGUGUGCCUCAGACACAUCCCUCCACUAGCAGCAACUCCUCCGACGGCCUACGAGACAACGUGCCCUGUCUCAAAGUACGGAGCUCUCCACUCAAGCAGUCUCCUGGGUACCAGGUGGAGUUAGUCAUUCAGCUGGUAUGGGUCAGUGGGGAGCCACCUCAACAGAUCACCAGUAUGGCUAUUAACUCCUCUUAUGGCCUCGUGGCGUUUGGCAACGGCAGCGGGCUGGCGGUUGUGGAUUAUUUGCAGAAAACCCUCCUGCUGAAUGUGAGCACAGCAGAGCUUUAUGGAUCUUCUGACCCACACCAGAGACAACCGCGAUCACCUCGCAAAGCCAGGCAGCCUUCUGGAGACGUUCCACGUAAGCCAUCUUGCAUGUCCGGCCUCUCUAGCUUUUAUUCUGAAACUGUGAAAAAACUGCGCACUUCUUACCUCAGCCUCUGUGAUGCCAAUGACGGUUCCACUGCCUCAGAGGAUCGAUGCAAAUCUCCAACUUCAGGCUCUGGCUCCCCCUGCAAUUCAGACGACGACAAGCAGCAAAAAUUCAUUGACCGGGUGAAGUCCAAAAGCAGACGGUUUUCCAAGAAUGUAGCCAAUGACUUCGCCAAGAUGUCGCGGAAAUUAAGCACAUCUGCCGAUCAAAAAACAGAUUUUGAUGCCAAGGACAACUCAUUCAGUCGUUCACGCAGCUCCAGUGUGACCAGCAUCGACAGGGAGUCACGCGAAGUCAUCUCAUUCUUUCACUUCUGUGACACUCUGCCCAGAAAGACAGACACGUUUGCCACGCCCAGCAUCUUGGUGGGCACCUCUCAGGGCACCGUGCUGGCCCUCGCUCUCGCCGUCCCCCCCACCACUGAGCAGAGGCUGCAGCAGCCUGUUGGUGUCUCCUUCUGCGGCACACUGGGCCGGCUGAAAGGUGGCGUUCUGCGGAUGGCCCUGCUGGACUCCACCGGCUCUCUGCAGCCUCCACCCUACGAGCCUUGGUAUGAACCCAACGCUCCCGAGGAGGAGAAAGAGCGCCCAAGGAGGCGCCGGCCUGCCUCACCUCCCUCCUCACAGGAGAGCCAAGAGACGUACUAUGCCGUGGUCUGCUCUGAGAAACAGGCCAAAGUCCUGUCCUUGCCCUCCCAGAACUUCAUCUACGAACACAACAUCACCGAGACGUCCUUUGUGCUCCGGGCCGACGUGGUAACCAUGCCGGCUGGGAUCUGCAUCACCUGUUUCUGUGCCAACGGCCACAUCAUGGCUCUGAGUCUGCCAAGUCUGCGGCCUCUCCUGGAUCUUAACUACCUGCCCCUGACGGACAUGCGGAUAGCCAGAACAUUCUGCUUCUCCAACCUGGGCCAGGCCCUCUAUCUCACCUCACCCACCGAGAUCCAGAGAAUCACCUACAGCCAGGAGACUUGCGACAACCUUCAGGAGAUGCUUGGAGAGCUGUUUACUCCAGUUGAGACACCAGAGGCACCAAACAGAGGUUUCUUUAAAGGGCUGUUUGGCGGUGGAGCACAGUCCUUGGACAGAGAGGACCUCUUUGGGGAGCUGUCAGCAGGGAAAGCCUCACGCAGCCUGGCCCAGCAUAUCCCUGGUCCGGGCGGUAUAGAGGGUAUGAAGGGGGCUGCUUCGGGUGUGGUCGGGGAGCUGGCGAGGGCCAGGAUAGCCCUGGAUGAGAGAGGACAGAAACUUGGCGAACUGGAGGAGAGGACCGCCGCCAUGAUGGCCAGCGCAGAUUCCUUCUCUAGACAUGCGCAUGAUGUGAUGUUGAAGUACAAGGAUAAGAAGUGGUAUCAGCUCUGAUGGGUCCACGCAGGGACACAGUGGGCCUUGAUCUUUGGGCUGGAGAUCCAUCUGCCCCUCCUCUAUAUCCUCCUCUUUCUGCUCCUCCCCUCCUCUCUCUCUCUCUCUCUCUCUCUCCAGGGCAAAAGGGACUUUCACCACUGACUGCCAGA
Messenger RNA from Chanos chanos (milkfish), 3740 nucleotides. It is a transcript of the gene stxbp5b, whose product is annotated as syntaxin binding protein 5b (tomosyn). Gene Ontology annotation, molecular function: GTPase activator activity; myosin II binding; syntaxin binding. The record is from RefSeq and is a predicted model, not a curated record. The transcript is spliced from 30 exons. Gene Ontology annotation, biological process: exocytosis; Golgi to plasma membrane transport. Bases 70 to 3588 code for a protein of 1172 amino acids. NCBI's taxonomy places the organism in Eukaryota, Metazoa, Chordata, Actinopteri, Gonorynchiformes, Chanidae. Gene Ontology annotation, cellular component: cytoplasm; plasma membrane; SNARE complex.